This is a messenger RNA of Marchantia polymorpha subsp. ruderalis, 2673 nucleotides long. NCBI's taxonomy places the organism in Eukaryota, Viridiplantae, Streptophyta, Marchantiopsida, Marchantiales, Marchantiaceae. The record is from the annotation of a GenBank genome assembly.
AAGCUCGGAGGCAGAGCAAUCUCAAAUGACUCUUCUCCUCGGAAUGAUACGCGCACCACAAGACCAGGAGACGAUGAUUUCGUCAAAGUACGUGGAAUCUUCUUCCGAUCAGAGAGCGAAUUUGUGCAAAGACAUCAAGUCGUUGCGGGAUGAGAUCAUCCUAGAGAGCCGUGAAUGAUGAGAACAGAAAUUUCGCAGCAAACCAUCUAGAAGUCGAGAGUUCCACAGCUGGUCUACGCACGCAAGUGAAUGUGACACAUCCAACCUCCGCAAAGUUCGCUCGGCCCGGAAUCACGAGCACCUUCGAAUUACUGCCGAUCAAACCGACGGAUGCAGUACUGCCACGCCACAUUUCGGUUUGACCUCGAGGUGAUGAUCGUCGCUCGGUGCCGCAUCGAGUGCCUCCGGGGCAGAAGAACUCGAUGGCGAGAUCACGAUUCCGCCUCAUCACCAUCGUCGAGUCUCGAGGGUUCUCCAGGCGAAGUCAAAUGUCGCCCUUGAAUAGUCGGUCGGGUCUCGCUGUUCAACACGAACCUCGUCAUCGCCUUCUUGUCAUCUUCUCCAUCUCCACGUCACAACUCUCGAUCCCAGCCCAGUAACAGAACAAAGCUUCGACGCGGGCAAAUCGAUGUCUAUUAAAAGCUGCCCCCAUUGCGGUUAUUAGAUGCCUCCUCGAGCUCCAUGCACCGUGAUAGCCCGCAGAGAAAGUGGAUCUAUGGAUGCAGAGUAGAUCUCUCCGAUCGAGAUUUGGCACGCACGCAGAGAGCUGAACGAGGUGUGAAAAAUUGGGGUGCAGGGAGAGAGGACUGAUCGGUGGCAGUGAUGGAUGUCAAGAUGGUGGAGGAGAAGGCGAUCGGCUGCGCACGAGGAGCUCAGACGCGGUUCGUUGUGGCGUGCUGCAGGCUGCAUCCAUGGGUUCGGAUCCCCGUGAUGGCUGCAGCAGAGGCCUUAUACUGGGCUUCUCUGGGAUUGGCUGUGAUGAUCGUCGGGGCGUUCAUGGUGUUCUUCGUGCUGCUGCUGCUGGGCCCGUAUCUGGCUUUCUCUCUGUUGCUGUACAGGUUCACUCCGCUGUCAAAGUCAUCGGAGCAGCACCAGAGCACGGGGAUUUUGGUGCUGGUGGCUAGCGUGUUGGUAUUCUCGGGGGGCUACCGACUUUUGAGAAAGUAUCCGCAGCUGAGGAACAUGGACAAUCUGACGAAGUUGGAGUUGAUUCCCGUGGUUUUGCAGAUCAGUGUUUAUUACGCGUUCUUAGCCUUUUGCUCUUUCCUCUCUGCUGUGUUGACGUUUGACUUCCUGGUGGCUGUGUACUGGGCUUGCUUUGGGGUCGUGUACGUGAUCGUUCUGUUCUUCCAGAUGCUGGGCCUCAUUCCCUGGUACGUUCUCGUGCCCUUCACCGUGUUCACGCCCCUCUUCGUCGUCAGCUUGCUGACGAGGGUGCCUUUCUGGCAAGCGGAGCCCUCGUCCUCUGCUGCUGCGGUCGCCGAUCAUGACAAAUUCCAGCACAGCUUACGGCUUAGAAGCACUCUUCCCGUUUGACAGUCGGGGCUCAUUCAGUGCAUACUCAAAGUAUCUAAGAUCGAACAUAUUUCUGUCACCAUCUGGGAGCUGAGAAUUCCUCCACUGGCCCCGUACUUGCAACCAUGCCCUGAAUUCCUUGGGCGCGAAUCGAGAGCUGGCUGGCCAUCUUGCGGCGAUGGGCCCUGCAUUGCGCAAACGAGCAGUCCAGCGAGCAAGACACUCCAGCUACGGACCACCGAAAAGAUUGCCAAGCCGCGGGAGUGACGGGCUCUGGCUCCUUCGACCUCGGGGCUCUAUCAAGCUUACCGAUCAAAUGCUGCCGAUCGAUAAUUUCCCAAAAGACGCGAAGCGCUGACGCAUAAGUACAGCAUACGAACCGAAAUCUGACCUAGAGUCCGUAACCUUUGCAAAAGACUUCAACGAUGAUAAUCUCUUAAGAGGUCAAUCAGAUAGAAUAUCAGAUUUAGCUAUCUCCCUCGUGCUUUCGAGGCGGAAGAGGUUAAUGUCGAUAAUAAUCCACUACGAGAAGUGAACCGAAAAUGUUGUAACACUUCGAUCCACAACGAGAGGUUGUUUCUUGUAAUAUAUGACAUCACCGAAGAAGAAACCUCGGUCACAGCUAUCCUUCCUCGCAGUAACCGAGGAGCAGGGAAUGGAUAUCAGAUUAGCUUGAAAUGGUCUCCCUAGCUUUACGGGACAUUGGUACGGGACAGCUGUUGCACUCGUGUCUCGAGUUGAAGCUUCAAUCGUAGCCCUCACGGUAACGUGUUAUCCAGGUAGGCAGGAAUGGAUUGGACAGCUGAGGAUGUAGAGAAGAAAAGCUGAUCCGAAGCUCGGAGGAGGUCAGGAGGAGGUCAGGGGCUCGCUAUUCAACUUGCCAUGCAAUUAGUUUUGUGUCGCAUGCUAGACACUGUAAUGGCCUGUUUGGUCGCAUGCGGAUGGGAUGGGAUUGGGUCGAUCAAAGGCGGCUUCCGAGGAUGGCGGAAGCGGUAAGAAUAUUGGACCCAGAAAACUGUAGGCGGCUGACCUCCAGACCCAAAUGAUGUGGGAGCGAGGGAUGCGGGAUGCAAUCAGUCUCCGGCGAUCGUACAGACUGUUUCGAAAGCAUCACAAAAACCAAUAAAGUUUCGUGCGAGGAUAGCCUGGUCUGAUUUC